Molecule: messenger RNA, 2401 nt
Organism: Durusdinium trenchii
Lineage: Eukaryota; Dinophyceae; Suessiales; Symbiodiniaceae
Source: the annotation of a GenBank genome assembly
GCAGGAUGGUCGGAUGGACCAUGCUCAAGAAGCAUUUCGCAGGAUCCGGAACACAGCGGGGAUGCGAAGGUCAAAGGAGGGCUUCGGUGGAAUGCGAGCGAUGCUGCACUACUUCCUGGAAUCCUGUGCCACUGCCAACCAAGUUGCGCAGGCGCUGGGCUUCCUGGAUGAGCUCAAAGCAAGCUCUGAGGCCCGGCUGGUGAGCUCGGCAGCUUUCAAUGCACUGCUGCGUGGGCUUCUGUCUCGGAAUGGCUUUGAGGAGGCUCAGUGGCUCCGGACAGAGAUGCUCCGCUUCGGUGUGGCGCCCAACGAGGCUUCAUUGAAUUUGCUCAUGGACACUGCUGCACGAUCUGGAUCUCACAUGGAUGAAGCUUGGGACAUCCUCGAGGAGAUGCAGAAGCAAAACCUCAAGGCUGACAAGUAUACAGUCUCCAUUCUGACCAAGCAGCUCUCUGACCGAAUCUCUGACAAGAGGCGAGUGCCCCGCGGAGUGGCCAUGGUGGAGCACUUCUUAAAGAUGCAGCCUGAAGAUGUGGAUGAGGUCCUGGUCAACUCCCUGCUGGAUGUGUUCUGCAAGCUUGGGGACAUGCCACGGCUAGAGGCCACACUUGACCGAAUGCGGGAGUAUGGCAUCAGGGGCUCUGCUGUCACUUACGGCACCAUCGUCAAGGCAUACGGACGCGCUGGCAACAUUGACAGAGUCUUGCAGGCCUGGGAAGAGAUGCAGGACGAAGGUCUAGAAGCCAACGCAGUCACCUACGGCUGCAUGUUGGAUGCCUGUGUGAAGUGUGGACAUCUUGAAAAGGCCUUGCAGAUCUUUGCCAUCAUGAAGCAACGUGGCCUUCAUCGCAAUACCAUCCUCUACGCAACCCUAAUCAAGGGCUUUGCGAAAUCCAAAGAUCCCUUGGCGGCGAAGAACCUCUACCGAGAGAUGCGAUCGGAGCGUGUCCCGUGCAAUGUGGUGGUCUUCAACAGCCUCAUUGAUGCCUGUGUGCGCGCGUGUGAUCUGCAAGGGGCUGCCGAGGUCUUGCAGGAGAUGACGGCAACCAAUGUCCGCCCAGACCUCAUUACGUUCAGCACCCUCAUCAAGGGCUACUGUAGCAAUGGGGAGCUCUCGAAGGCGAUGCGUCUUCAAGAAGAGCUACAAGCUCGACAGCUGGAGUGCGACGAAAUUGUCUACAACUCCCUCCUCGAGGGUUGCGUGAAGGCGGGUGAUCUGCAGCUGGGCCUGCAGAUGUUCUCGGAGAUGCGGCAGAAGCAUGUACGUCCCUCGGCCGUGACCUUCUCCAUCUUGGUGAAGUUACUCUCUCGUGCUGGUCGACUAGACCUUGCCAUCCACCUGGUCUCAAAGGAGAUGCGCCAGAUGCAUGGCGUGCAGCCAACCAGGAUGGUCUGGUCAUGCCUAGUGACCUGUUGUCUCAAGGCUCGAGAUCUCAGCAGAGCGGUGAUGGCUUUAGAGUUGCUGGACAACGAUGGAGCCUCCUUGGGGAUUGGCAGGAUAUCCAUGUAUUCGGCUGUCAUUGAGAGCAGCACGACAUCUGGAGAAGUGAGCACAGCGUUGCAGCUCAUCGAAUGGGCCUACACCCGAGCGCCCCCCGAGGAUGCUCGUGCAGGGCUCUCCAUGGACCUGCUGAAGCGGGUCUUUGAGACCGCGGGCUUUCGAGGGGCCGAGGGUGAGGCGCAAGAUGUCCUUGAUGCCAUCGGCCGCCGAGUCGGUGAGCACGCUCGGAACGUCCUGCAAGAUACUUUGUCCCGAAGUGCCUCAGGGCCUAGAGUGGAGGAAUCGCUGGGCUUCAAAGGAGCCAAGAUUCAGGGCUCAUCAUUGGAUGACCAUGGAAGUUCCUGGUCGUCGAGGCCCUGGGAUCGAUCCUAUUCCUCCGGCUUUGAGGCUUAUGGAGGGAGUGGAGGAUGGGAGACAGGCGGCUACUGGCCUGGACAAGAUAUGUACUCCUCUCUCUUCAUGCACCCACACACUUGGUCGCCGGAUGUGUUGGCGCAGCAGGGAUGGUCAAGCUGGAGUGGUCAGGGACCUGGAGGCUGGGAUCACCGCGAUGAGAAGGCCUUUGCCAGGACGGAAGCCUCGCCAGCAACCCCAAGGCUACCGCUGAAGGCCUUGGAUACUGAGCCGACUCCAGCAACGACUGCUGGCAAGUCAUCUGUACACAGAAGCCCUUUGGAGGAGAUAGAUCAUGCUGAAUCAAUGGGGAUACCUCUUCAAAAGGUCUUAUUUGGCGACAGUUUUCCUGAGGUCUCCUUAGAUGGACCUCCUGGUCUUUAGGGUUGACAUCGGAGUGCCUGGCCACAAGAGCAGGUAGAGCAGUUGAGCUCUGCGUUGAAAACUGGACUUUUGAAGAGGUCAAUACUCUUCUUGGCACUGAGGAAUUGGAUGAGGCCAAUAGUC